This is a messenger RNA of Nothoprocta perdicaria, 1090 nucleotides long. It is a transcript of the gene SMIM32, whose product is annotated as small integral membrane protein 32. The record is from RefSeq and is a predicted model, not a curated record. The transcript has a single exon. The coding region runs from base 78 to 515 and encodes 145 amino acids. Lineage: Eukaryota; Metazoa; Chordata; Aves; Tinamiformes; Tinamidae.
AUGCUGUAAAUAUGAGCCCAGAAGAUUUAAGAGCAACUUACCGAGCCGGGCAAGGGAAUUAAUUGCCUUUUACUCCUAUGCAAAACGCGGCCGGGUUCCAGCCUGUGGCAAGCAGGAAUGUUCCCUCCCUGCACCGAAGGCUGACCGUGUUUGCUCCGCUCUACUUCUGCGGCGGAGGGCGUUUGAGCAGGAUCAUGUAUAGUGGGCUGCUAAACUCCACCGGUGCCACCGAAGCGCAUCUGCUCAUGCAGACCGAUAGCCCCUGCCUGGGCAGCACCCAGAGACCCGUGAGCUCCUCCGCUCUGUACAUGUCCACGGCCAGGGCGCUGAAGGACGGGGAGAUAAACAAGCCUGACCUGGUGACUUACAUCGUCCUGUUCUUCUUUCUGCUCUUGACUGUGAUCCUCAUUGUGCUCUUCAUAAACUGCCAGCUGAAAAACUCUUUUUUUGCCACUCUUCCUUACGACAGAUCGCUCAGAGAGGCGCGGAGCCCCUGGAAGACACAGACUGUGUGACACUGGGGACAGAGACAGUGGCAUAGGGGCUUUGCCCCGAAACACAACAGUAGCAUGAACCAGAAACCCUGUGCAAUAAGAUGUUACUUCCCUAUGUCAGUGAGUGGAUUCGAUCCUUUUUAAUAACUCUUAGCCUAAAAAAUACAUAUAUAUGAAAAAAUACAUAUAACCUUAAAAAAAAAAAAAGCUGUAUGCAAAUCCAAAUGGCUGUAAAUAGAGAGCUCUAUUAUGAAGAGAUCAAGCUCUAUGAAAUUCGUACAUAGUUUCAUGCCAAAAAAGCACCCCACGGUUGCAGAUAGCAGCAAGCUCCGUUAACUCUAUAUGUAUGCAAAUGUCAUCACCGAGCCAUUCAGUGCCCGCGCACGCACAUUUGCAUCAGCAACAGCCUUUGAUUUGUGCAUCUGGUGGAACUUGUGCCCAUGCUUAUGAAACCAUAACGUCUACCAGAGAAAACACGGUCUAUUUACCCAACGGCUCCACACUGAGAAUAUUAGUUUACUUUCCAGGCCCAUUUCUCUCCACUGCUGCUGAAAACGUGUGGUAAUGUAACGGGAGCCGUGCCUGGUAGAGAGAGA